GUAUUCUUUCCCUUGUCCACGGACUAUCUUUCCGAUCGCUGGGAAUUUUCUUCUUCUUCUAUCUUUCGCCUAUUCAAAAGCCACUCUCCCUGGCGAUGACUCUGGUAUAAGUCACUAUCUCGAGGGACUGUACAUACUUUGAUAUACACUUAACUUGUGAUUGACUUUGCUCCACACAUAAAAUCCCCGCUCACGGCCAUUGGGGGAGAAAUCCGUCGAUCAUGGGUAAACAAGACAGCAGAGAUUUGGCGGCCUCGCUGGUGCCUGAAUAUGCUCAGCCAUGGGACAAGGAGGUCGAACGACGAGUGGUUCGCAAGACUGACCUCUUCCUCAUACCCUUGAUGUGGUUUGGCUAUGGACUGGUCUAUUACGACAAGGCCAUCUUGGGUGGCGCCGCCGUCUUUGGCAUGACCACCGAUUUACAACUCAGAAUCGUAGUAGACCCAACCACAACCCCGCCAACCGUAUCGACUACUCGUCUCAGUUGGGCCACUUCGCUCUUCUAUUUCGGCAUGCUUGCCGGAGUUGGUCCCUUGACUUAUCUCUUCCAAAGACUGCAUCUUGGUCGAACCAUUGGCGUAGCCAUCAUCAUCUGGGGCGCCAUCGCAAUGUCCACCGCCGGCGUCACCAACUAUCAAGGCCUUUACGCCCAGCGGUUUUUCUUGGGCUUCUCCGAGUCAAUAGUCCCAACCGCUUUCAUGGUCAUCAUCUCCGGCUUCUACACCCAGGCUGAACAGACCUGGCGACAGUGUCUUUGGUACUCGGCCACUGGUGGUUGGACCAUCAUUGGAGCAGCCAUCAACUACGGCUUUGCGCACAUUACCGGCGGUGACUUGAAGAAAUGGCAGUACUUGUACCUCAUGGCGGGUUCGCUGACCGUCUUGUACGGUGCAGUGUUUUUCUUUUUCCCCAACUCGCCCGCACAGGCCUGGUGGUUCACUGAAGAGGAGAAAAGAGUCGCUAUCGAAAGACUUCGCAUGGGCCAAAUGGGUGUCCGGUGCCAGAAGAUCAAAUGGGCUCAAAUUCGAGAAGCGCUCCUGGACGUCAAGGUCUGGAUCAUCUCAAUCAUGAUGGGUGCCGCCUAUUCCGUCAACGGAGCCGUCUCAGGCUUCGGUCCUCUGAUCGUCUCGACUUUUGGCUGGAGCUCAUACGAUGCCCUGCUGUGGCAGAUGCCUUUGGGAGCUGUCUGUUUCGUCGGCAUUCUUGCUGCGGGUUACCUCAGUCUCAAAGUCCCCAACAUUCGCUUGAUCAUGAUUAUUGUUUGCUGCCUUCCCACCAUUGCCGGGUGUGCCAUGAUCUGGAAGUGUGACUGGUAUUACCGUGCCCCAGGCCCUAUCGCGGGCUACACCAUCAUUGGAUUCUUCGCUCCAGUCACGAGUCUGAUUGUCAGUGUGGGAAUGGUCAAUGUCGCAGGCAACAGCAAGAAGAGCUUCCAGGCCGCUGCCAUUUUUUACUUCUACAACGUCGGCAACAUUGUGGGUCCCCAGUGGGUGAGAUCUGAACAAAUCGCGGACCAUUAUCCUCGACUCUGGCAGGGUGUCAUUGGAUGUUAUGUCUUGGUCGUCGUCCUUGCCGCCACUCUGUACGUGAUGCUGGCCAGAGAAAACAGAGCCCGAGACAAAAUGAAUCUGGACGAGAAGGAGGCCGAGAGAGUGGCUUUUGAUGAUUUGACUGACAAACAGAACAAGUAUUUCCGCUACGCAUAUUAAUGAUGUCGUGGAGGUAAUGGAGAUGGGGGAUAUUGGUUAGAAGGACAACUUUAAUGACAAGAUAGAGAUUAUAUCAGCACACACUAGCACACACUAACACAUACCCACCUUGAAUAGAUUGACCAUUUGAG
This is a messenger RNA of Exophiala mesophila, 1840 nucleotides long. RefSeq lists its product as uncharacterized. Gene Ontology annotation, cellular component: membrane. Gene Ontology annotation, biological process: transmembrane transport. Bases 222 to 1709 code for a protein of 495 amino acids. The record is from RefSeq and is a predicted model, not a curated record. Lineage: Eukaryota; Fungi; Ascomycota; Eurotiomycetes; Chaetothyriales; Herpotrichiellaceae. The transcript is spliced from 3 exons. Gene Ontology annotation, molecular function: transmembrane transporter activity.